This is a messenger RNA of Octopus bimaculoides (California two-spot octopus), 1892 nucleotides long. RefSeq lists its product as uncharacterized. The record is from RefSeq and is a predicted model, not a curated record. Lineage: Eukaryota; Metazoa; Mollusca; Cephalopoda; Octopoda; Octopodidae.
UGUGAAAACAUUCAGGUCAUUGACAGGAAGUGUGUGCGGGAUUGUUGUUUUGAGGGUUGAGCGAAAAGCACACAAAUAACUCUUUGUUUCUCUUUAUUAUCUUUCCGAAUAUUGGUAUAGCAACUGUUUCUGUGUGGAGUAAAGAAACACAGAAAACAAAGAAAAAAUAUACAGGCAAAUAGUAAUUUGCCUUCAACAGAGAAGUAAGAACGAAGAAAAAUUACUGUCAGUCACGGAAAGAAGGUUAUGUUUACAAGAUGCAACAACUGAAGUGUUUAAGUUGUUUAGCCAUUACCUGCAUACUUCUGCCCUUGUUCAUCCAUGGAAAUGCAGAUGUUGAUAACUGCAGUAUCCGUCAAGUUCUACGCAACAGCGUCAGUGAUAAGCUGAGAGUUAGCUGUGAUGUCAACGACAUAUGUACAGCUGUACAUUGUCAAGGAGUCUUUCUGAAAAAUAUAUUCUCAACUAAAAUCACUACCAAACAGAAUGAUACCAUAUGUUUUGGCACCAUGAUCAAUCACUGUGAUACACCUCUCUCUAUGGAUGUAUACUUACAGUAUGAUGCCAUGAAAUACUCUCUCAUGAAGAGACUCUACAACAACUUAACUGUGAUAAUAUAUCAGAAUAUAUAUCUGUUUAUAGAAUUGUCACAUGAUAAAGAUGUUGUACCCCAUAAGGUCACGAUUAAGGUGUCGCUUAAAACUGACAUGAUAGGGCAUACCCUUUCAUAUCCUGUGGUUCCAGAGCGUACAUAUACAUUGCCAUCAUGUCCUGCUGGUGCCACGAAGACGCCGCUCCCUACACUUCAGCCAUGCCAUGCACCACGGUUCGAUUCUCAUACAAGCCAACAUGAACUACCUCACCCUCAGCAGCAGCACCACCACCACCAUAGUGAAGAGACUCAUUCCCCAAAAAUACGAUACAUCAAAUCAGUCACCUAUGGUAAACUAUGCAAUCCUAAAUCGGUAUAUUCUUGUGAGAAAAAUGAAAUCUGUACUUUUGAGAAUAAAUGUGAAUGUCAGCCAGGGCUGGUGAUGAACCAAUUUUCAGGAUUCUGUGAUGUAUCUGAUGCCAAACGUGGAAGUCCUACAAAGCCUAUACUGUCUAUUUCUUCUCCAGCUUCCAGAUCAAUGCAUCAUCCUGACCAUUUGAUACAGAAUACUGAUACUCCCCUCUUGACAGAAAAUGCUGUGAAUUCAACAGUGAAAAGCAAUGCCCUUAUCACAGGAUUAUCUGUUGGAGCUGCUGUUCUGCUUGUUACCAUCAUCUUGGUGGCCUUUAUCAUUUGGAAACGCCAGAAUAAUCAGACCAGUCAUGUUCCAUUAAUUGACAAUGAGGAAGUUGUUAUUUAAGAAAAUAUUUGGUUGCUUUUCUUUUGUCAAAAAAUUAUUUUUGCCUUAUAAUUUUCUUCUUGCAAUUCUUUUUAAUAGCAUAUAAUUUCUAGCUAAUUGAAUAUUUUGAUUUACAAAACUAGUAUAUGAGUGCAUGUGUGUGUGUGUAUGUGUAACAUAGAUAUAUUCUUGAGUUACAAGUGAUUUGAUUUGAUAUCUUCUGUUAAGAUUAAAACAAUUGUAUUGAACUAAGCCAUUAAAGACACACACCGUUCACUUUUAUAUGUAAGACUUGUUACACUUUACUUCACUCUACCCAAUAUCAGGUACCAAUAUAUAUUGUCAUCGUAAUGCAACACAAUAAAAUAAAAGUGCAACUCAUGCCAUCAUAGAAACUGGAUCUAAAAUGGUGAUAAUGUGUGUUUUUAAUGGUUAGAAUAACUACCACAGAGCUAUUGUUUUAAAUAUUAAUUCUUCACUAAUUCUUCUGUAUAUAUGAUGUAUAUUUUUCUUAUUGUGAGGUUUAUUGAUAAACUUUAGAAUUAAAAUUAAGAAAUUUGA